Molecule: messenger RNA, 1938 nt
Organism: Colletotrichum aenigma
Lineage: Eukaryota; Fungi; Ascomycota; Sordariomycetes; Glomerellales; Glomerellaceae
Gene: mus-18
Product: UV-damage endonuclease
Exons: 2
Coding region: 1-1938 (645 amino acids)
Biological process (GO): response to UV; nucleotide-excision repair; mitochondrial DNA repair
Cellular component (GO): mitochondrion; nucleus
Molecular function (GO): endonuclease activity
Source: RefSeq, a predicted model, not a curated record
AUGGCUGCUCCCAAGCGAAGAAAGUCUGCCACUGCUGCUGCUGCUGCUGUUGCCGACGCCGCCAUCAAACCCGAGGAGACUACCAAUCCAGAAAAGCCCCCCCCUGCCCCCCGGAGGUCCAGUCGCCGUAUUCACGACGUCAAGAAAGUCACCGAGGCCGGCGCCGGCAUGCGCCCCACCCCUUCCGAUCCAGACAAGGAGCCACCUGCCAAGCGCCGCCAGCUCAGUCGCAAGAUGCUCAAAUCCCACGAUGGCGUUCGACAUGCCAUGAGAGAGCUCAGUGAGAUGGAACACCGUCUCCAAAACUCCACCAGGAAUCAACGUCUUGUCAUUGAAACCAGCCACGUCGUUGGCGGCAACAAGAAACGUCCCGAGGAUCAGUCUUGGCGUCCCGUUGUCAAAACGGAGCUGUCCAAUCCUGAAGAGCGCGCCCGUGAGGUGGAAGAGCAACGAUCAGGGACCCCGGACCUGGAUGUCGCCCCUAUCGAAGGCCCUGAAGCUGAGGGGGCCAUUGCAGACGUCGAAGACGACAAGCUUCGCGAAGAAGACGCCCCCGAGCGGGGCGCAGCGAGAGCACCACCAGUGAAUAGCGACUAUCUUCCACUGCCUUGGACAGGACGUCUAGGUUAUGCCUGUCUCAACACAUAUCUACGAGCUGCCAACCCGCCCGUCUUUAGCUCAAGGACAUGUCGCAUUGCAUCUAUCAUACAGCAUCGGCAUCCUCUCGCUGAUCCAAGUCAGCCUGAGCAUGCCACAAAGAACCGACCCGAUGACACACAGCCUGCUGAUAUCAAGCUGGGCCAAAAAUAUGUCCAAGAGUUGGGAUUAGCAAACGCUCGAGACAUUGUCAAGAUGCUUCAGUGGAAUGACAAGUAUGGCAUCAAGUUCAUGCGCCUCAGCUCAGAGAUGUUUCCUUUCGCCAGCCACGAGGAAUACGGUUAUCGACUAGCACCGUUUGCUGCAGAUGCUCUUGCCGAGACUGGUAAGGUUGCUGCUCAACUUGGUCAUCGGCUAACAACACAUCCUGGUCAGUUUACACAACUCGGGUCACCACGUAAGGAGGUCAUAGCCAACGCUGUUCGCGAUUUGGAGUACCACGAUGAGUUGCUCUCGCUUCUACGUCUUCCCGAGCAGCAGGACAAGGAUGCGAUCAUGAUUCUUCACAUGGGAGGUACCUACGGCGACAAGCCCGCCACUGUGGAUCGCUUCCGAACCAACUAUGCGAAGCUCAGUCAGUCUAUCAAGAAUCGUCUCGUGUUGGAAAAUGACGACGUUUCCUGGUCGGUACAUGAUCUGUUGCCCAUCUGCGAGGAACUGAACAUUCCUAUGGUACUCGACUUCCAUCAUCAUAACAUCAUAUUCGACGCGAAUGAAUUGCGUGAAGGCACAGAGGAUAUCAGAAAAGUCUUUGAUCGUAUCCGCGCGACAUGGACUCGCAAGGGAAUCAGACAGAAGAUGCACUACAGCGAAUCGUGCCCGGGGGCUGUUACGCCACGAGACCGGAGGAAGCACUCACCACGCGUGAAAACACUACCUCCCUGUCUGCCCGAUAUGGAUCUCAUGAUCGAGGCCAAGGACAAGGAGCAAGCCGUCUUCGAGCUCAUGCGCACAUUCAAAUUACCUGGUUACGACCUGUUCAACGACGUCGUGCCGUACGAACGAGAGGAUGAGUAUCGAGCAAAUAAGAACGGUGCUGCUAAGAAGAAGCCGAGGAAGCCGAAGAAGAAGAAGAAGGACGAUGAUGGCGAUGAAGAGAUGGAUGAGGGGGUUGGCGAGGCUGGCCCAACCGAGGCCGAAGCAAAGACAAUCCCUCCAGAGGAAUUUGCCAUGGGCGGCCCGACACGGCGGGUGUAUUGGCCUGAGGGCAUGGAAGAGUGGCUGAAGCCUAAAAAGAGGGAGGUCAAGCGGAAGUCGACGGUUGUCAAGGACGAGUCAUGA